UGGAGAGUACUGCUCCCUUAUAUACACUUUCCAAGGAGGGGGGAAUGGAUGACUACAUGAAUGAAUGAAAUGCGCAGAAUUGCCGCCCACAUUGUGCAUUGCGGUCACUCUCCAUGCCACUCACUCACUGACUCUUACUCAUCAUGGCGACAGGCUCCCGUCGGACAGAGUCAUCUGAACAAUUCCAUCUACUACAGUACUUGCUACAUACGAUUAUCCCAUGUUGGGCAUCCCCUCUCCCCCUCCCCUCCCAUCUUGGUUGACGUUGCUGAAACAGGAGGAAGGAAGAACAAGAUGUUUGUUGCCGCAACAGAGGCAGCGCAGCAGCGCAGCAGCAUCCGCCCCUCCACUUAUUCGCGUCAACAUGGCCGUACAUGGCGAACAGUGAGAUGUUCGAACCCUCAUCACCCUGUAGAUAAGAGUCACGCUCUGCGUCAUUGGCUGGACGCUUCGUCCAACAUGGCUGGGGAUUUCCCGCAUGGCAUCCGAUGUACGUACAUUACCCUACCGUUGGAGCCUGCAGGAAACGCGAUGGAGUUGGCGAGCCGAUCCUGUUGAUAGUCCUUCAUUCGGUCGUCUGGUAUGUCAACUAGU
Messenger RNA from Aspergillus japonicus CBS 114.51, 594 nucleotides. RefSeq lists its product as uncharacterized. The record is from RefSeq and is a predicted model, not a curated record. The transcript has a single exon. Bases 61 to 558 code for a protein of 165 amino acids. NCBI's taxonomy places the organism in Eukaryota, Fungi, Ascomycota, Eurotiomycetes, Eurotiales, Aspergillaceae.